Messenger RNA from Pelobates fuscus (common spadefoot toad), 5738 nucleotides. RefSeq names its product nuclear receptor coactivator 2 (gene NCOA2). Gene Ontology annotation, molecular function: nuclear receptor binding; protein dimerization activity. NCBI's taxonomy places the organism in Eukaryota, Metazoa, Chordata, Amphibia, Anura, Pelobatidae. Gene Ontology annotation, cellular component: nucleus. Bases 513 to 5264 code for a protein of 1583 amino acids. The record is from RefSeq and is a predicted model, not a curated record. The transcript has 24 exons. Gene Ontology annotation, biological process: cellular response to hormone stimulus; positive regulation of transcription by RNA polymerase II.
AAAUAAUGAGGAGGGUCUCCAUGAGGAGGAGGACGGUAAUGAGUUGUGGGGCGGAGAAGGCGGAGAUUUGUGGGAUAAACAACACUGACUGUGCUCUUAGAAGAAGGAACAUGGCGGCGUUGGAUCCGCUUAGCCCAGCAGAAGUCGGGUUAACGGGUUCCUGUCUGCACUGACCGGUAGCGUCCCGUUGCCAAGACAACACUGCUGUUCUGUGCUAGGGAGUGCGCCAUACUUUGAGUGUAGAAGUGGUGUUGGAGAAAAUGUCUGAAUUUAACUCUUUAUACACCUGCAUGAGUAGCACUAUAAGGGCUGUUCCUGUAUAAGGCAGAGGUUAUAUCGGCAGCCGAGCUGCUUCCCGAGGGGGUGGAGGAAGGAAGAAAGGGAGAUGAGCCCAGCACCCGGAUUGUGGAUUAUAGAUCGGGGGAUUUAAAGACCGUUUAAAGGGAAACACACCGGGAAAGUUCGCGCUCCGGCUGCUGUGUAACGCCGAUCGUUGCUGAUAUGUGUUCAAGAUGAGUGGAAUGGGAGAAAAUACCUCUGACCCUUCCAGGGUAGAGCCACGGAAGAGGAAAGAGAGCCCCGAUCAGCUUGGUCCCAGUCCUAAGAGAAGCAAUGACAAGCGUAAUCGGGAGCAGGAGAAUAAAUAUAUCGAGGAGCUUGCUGAGCUGAUUUUUGCGAAUUUCAAUGACAUUGACAACUUUAACUUUAAACCUGACAAAUGUGCAAUUUUAAAGGAAACUGUGAAGCAAAUUCGGCAGAUCAAAGAGCAAGAAAAAGCAGCCGCUGCGAACGAAGAUGAAGUUCAAAAGGCCGACGUUUCCUCAACAGGCCAAAGUGUCAUAGACAAGGAUACACUCGGACCCAUGAUGCUGGAGGCUCUUGAUGGGUUCUUUUUUGUGGUGAACCGGGAGGGCAACGUGGUGUUUGUAUCUGAAAAUGUGACCCAGUAUCUACGCUACAACCAGGAAGAAUUGAUGAAUACAAGUGUAUACAGCAUACUGCAUGUAGGAGACCACAGCGAAUUCAUCAAAAACCUGCUGCCAAAGUCUUUAGUUAAUGGGGGUCCUAGACGUAAUAGCCAUACAUUUAACUGCCGUAUGCUGGUGAAGCCAAUAACGGAGUGCGAAGAGGAAGGACACGAGAACCAGGAAGUACACCAGAAAUAUGAAACUAUGCAGUGCUUUGCAGUAUCCCAACCAAAGUCCAUUAAAGAGGACGGAGAAGAUUUUCAGUCAUGCCUAAUUUGUGUGGCUAGAAGGGUUCAGAUCAAGGAGAGGCCCCCACUUCCCACUUCAGAGACAUUCUCAACGCGUCAAGACUUGCAAGGCAAGAUCACUUCUCUGGAUACAAGUACCAUGAGAGCGCUGAUGAGGCCUGGGUGGGAGGACUUAGUCCGUAGGUGCAUACAGAGGUUCCAUGCCCAGCAUGACCCCGAUGGGUCCUACAGUAAGAAGCAUCAUCAAGAAGUUCUCAGGAAUGGACUUGCAUUGAGUCCCAUGUACCGGUUUUCUCUGUCCGACGGCAUGAUUGUUACAGCCCAAACAAAGAGCAAGCUCAUUCGCUCCCAGACUACUGGUGAACCUCAACUAGUAAUAUCCAUUCAUAUGCUCCAAAGAGAGCAGAAUAUGUGUGGAAUGAAUCAGGACUUGGCUGGACAAGGCAUGGGAAAGACUUAUAAUCCCAUCACCUCUAGCAGCCCAGCCCACCAAAUGAUGUGUGGCGGGCCCCCAAGCCAAGAUACAACCUUAAGUAGCAAUAUGAAUUAUGCCAUAAAUGGCCCAAAGGAACAAAUGGGCUUGCCAGCAGGCAGAUAUCCUGGUUCAGGAGGGAUGAACCAUAUCUCCAGCAUGCAAGCAACCGCUCCUCAGGGUAAUAACUAUGCACUCAAAAUGAAUAGUCCGUCGCAUGGAAGUCCUGGCGUGGCCCAGGGUCAGCCUAAUUCUAUGCUCUCACCAAGGCAUCGCAUGUCCCCGGGAGUUGCUGGAAGUCCUCGUAUUGCACCCAGUCAGUUUUCACCUGCAGGAAGUUUGCAUUCGCCAGUUGGUGUAUGCAGUAGCACAGGAAAUAGCCAUAGUUAUACCAACAGCUCUCUAAAUGCACUUCAAGCGCUGAGUGAGGGCCAUGGUGGUCCUCUAGCCCCACAGUUGCCGUCUCCUGAUCUGAAAGUUGGUAACUUACAAAAUUCACCCAGCAGCAUGAACCCACCACCGCUUCGAAAGAUGGGGAGCAUGGACUCUAAAGAAUCAUUUGGGAUGUACGGAGAACAGGCUGAUGGUGGUGCAACCGGACAGGUGGAGACUAGCAGUCAUUUGCCUGAGCAGAAAGACUGUAGUGACAUGGUGUCUGGUGACAAAAUUGAUGGACAGAAUAGAUUACAGGACAGCAAAGGCCAGACUAAACUUUUAAAGUUGCUCACCACCAAAUCAGAAAUGGAUCCUAUGGGAGAUUCAAACAACAAAGACUCCUUGGGACAUUUUGCUGCCAAUAAUAUGUCUGGCUCAACACAUGGAACCUCACUGAAAGAGAAGCAUAAAAUUUUGCACAGACUCCUUCAAGAGGGUAGUUCUCCUGUUGACUUAGCCAAGCUUACAGCCGAGGCCACUGGAAAAGAACUCAACCAAGAGUCCAAUAGCACAGGCUCUGGUUCAGAGGUCUCUAUAAAACAGGAACCAGUGAGCCCCAAGAAGAAGGAAAAUGCACUACUUCGCUACCUGCUGGAUAAGGAUGAUAGUAAAGAUAACCUAGGAGACAUCACACCUAAGUUAGAACGCUUGGACAACAAGAUGGACCCUUCCAGCUGCACAAAGCUAACGGCUAUAAAAACUGAAAAAGAGGAGCCAAACUUUGGACAUAGUGAUCAGCAGCUGUUACAGCCUAGUCCAGAUCUGGAUAACCUGGAUGAAAUCUUGGACGACCUGCAGAACAGCAGCCAGUUAAACCAGGUCUUCUCGGACAUGCGGUCGGAUGCUAACUCUGUUGAUAAACAAGCCAUCAUCAAUGACCUGAUGCAGUUUGCUGGGGACAGCGCAGGCCUGUCUCCUGCAAUCCAGAAGCAGCGAAUGCUCCGGAUGCAGCAGAUGCAGCAGCAGCAGCAGCAGAUGCAACAGCAGCAGCAGAUGCAACAGCAGCAGCAGAUGCAACAGCAGCAACAGCAACAACAACAACAGCAGCAGAUGCAACAGCAACAACAACAGCAGCAGAUGCAACAGCAACAACAGCAGCAGCAGAUGCAACAGCAACAACAACAGCAGCAGAUGCAACAGCAACAACAGCAGCAGCAGAUGCAGCAACAACAACAACAACAACAACAACAGAAUACCUUUAAUAACCCACGAACUGCGCAGCUUGGGAGGUUAUCAAAUCAGAAUUUAUCACUGGAUAUGAAUUUACAAAACCAGGCCAAUGCAGGAUCCUUCCCACCAAUGAGAAAUACCAGUCCAUACGCUGCAAUGCAGCCUGGUAUGAUGAACAGCCAAGGCAUGAUGGGAAAUCAAGGAGGCAUGGUUAACAGUAGCACUGGAAUGAUGAGUGGUGGCAACCCCCAACGGCCACCAAUGCAGUCAGGAGAUUGGGGGUCUCAGGCAUCUGCAGUCCGAACAGCGGGCCCGACAGCAGUUAAUGCAAUGAACAGACAGCUUCAAGGCAUGAUACGCAGCCCGAAUGCCAAUAUUCAGAUGAGACCCAACAAUCAGUCGUGCCCAAGGCCAAUGCUGCAGUCUUCAGUGAUGAGUAUGGGUCCUUCAGAAUUAGAACUAAAUGUUGGUGGACCUCCUUACACCCAACCGCAAGCUCCCCCCAACCAAACUGCACCCUGGCCUGAAAGUAUUUUGCCUAUUGAACAAACAUCAUACAGCAAUCAAAAUAGGCAGCAAUUUGGAAGUCCGCAAGAGGAAUUACUAUGUCAGCCCAUUUCUUCAAACUCGCCGACAGAUGAGGGGAAUCUUAUGGAUCAGCUUUACAUGGCUUUGAGGAAUAUUGAUGGCAUAGAAGAGAUUGACCGAGCUCUCGGAAUACCAGAGCUUGUCAGCCAGGGUCAAUCUGUUGAUCCAGAAUCCUUUAUAAAUCAGGAUUCAAACUUAAUCAUGGAACAAAAGGCACCUAUUUUUAACCAUGCGUAUGCUGCUCAGGGGCAGAUGGCACAGAAUAGUUAUAAUCCGAUGCAGGAUCCAAGCUUCCACGCCAUGGGACAACGUCCAAACUAUGGAAUGCUGCGAAUGCAAACCCGACCAGGAUUACGGCCACAAGGAAUGGUACCGAGCCAGCCAAACCAAUUGAGACUACAGCUACAGCACCGGCUCCAAGCCCAGCAGAACCGGCAGCCAAUAAUGAAUCCAAUGAAUGCAGUCUCGAGUAUGAAUCUGGCACUACGGCAAGGAGUUCCAAGCCAGAUAAGAGAACAGGGACCUAUCAAUGCCCAGAUGUUGGCCCAAAGACAGCGGGAGAUCCUAAGUCAGCACUUACGGCAAAGACAACUUCAGCAACAACAACAACAGCAGCAGCAGCAGCAACAGCAGCAACAACAACAGCAGCAACAACAAGUUCAGCACAGGGCUAUGCUGAUGAGAGGACAAGGGCUUAAUAUGCCACCCAACAUGGUGCCCUCAGGAGCCAUGCCAACAUCAAUAAGCAGCCCACGGAUCCCACAAGCCAAUACACAGCAGUUCCCAUUUCCACCGAACUACGGUACUGGAAUUCCAUCCCCACCACCUUUCACCAGUCCUUUCUCCCCAGUGCCCCCCAGCCCUGGGUCACAGUCGCUCUCUCACAGCUCUUUGCAUGGCUCCCAGAUGAAUCUGGCUAACCAAGGGAUCAUGGGGAGCAUGGGAGGACAGUAUGGGCCUGUCAUGAACCCCCAAAUACAGCACAAUGCCUUCCAGUUUGCCAACUCAGGGAUGAGUCAGCAGUCAGACCCGGGAUACACAGGGGGCACAGCAUCGCAGAGUCCAAUAAUGUCGCCCAGGAUGGCUCACAGCCAGAGUCCCAUGAUGCAGCAAUCGCAGGCAAAUUCUGUGUACCAAUCAGCAGACAUAAAUGGAUGGGCACAGGGGAAUACAGGGCCGAACAGCAUGUUUUCGCAACAGUCUCCACCACAUUUUGCCCAGCAAGGUGCAACCAACAUGUAUAAUAACAAUAUGAACAUCAAUGUACCGAUGGCAGCAAACGCAAGUGGAAUGAGCAGCAUGAACCAGAUGACUGGGCAGAUUGUGACCUCUGUGCCUACAUCGGGGUUGUCCUCAAUGGGUCCAGAGCAGAAAUACUGCUGACCCUGAAGAUUUUGGGGUGCUUUUUCUUCUGCUAACCAGCUGGAAAUUUUCUAUGGUCUGAAGAGCUCCAUCUACUGAGAGUGUUCUUAUAGACUGGCCUGCCUGUCGGCACCCCCUGCUGGGGCAACAAGCACAGCACUGCAAGCCUGAUCUGCCUCCCUCUUCUAAGCUGGAGUUGAAUUUGUUCUAGUGCAGCCAUCUCACCUGGCAGUCUGGAGCUAGAACACAGACACAGGGCCAGUCUGUUCACUGCAUUCACCUUAGUGCAACUUAGAUAUCUUCUGCGGAGUCAUUAUGGACAGACAAAUCUAACUGAACGAUCGGAAAUGAAUGUAUUUAAUUGUAUGUAUUUAAGGAAAAACUAUGCUUUUAUUGAAUUGACAUUUUUAUUUUCUUCCUCUGAAGUUGUUGACACUGGUUCUUAACCUCAUUUCCCUCGGGUUCAUCAGCCCAUAAAAUACUUUUGUUACCAUA